AGAUAUUUUUUACUUGCACAGGUAGAAGUAUUUAAAGUUUCAGAACAAAAAUGCUGAACCCUGGGAUACUAUUACUACUAAGUUAUUGCCUUAGUGUUGGGGAAGUAUUUAUGGCCAAUUCAGAUACAACAGGAAAGAAGCAGUACCAGAUCCAGAAUGGGCCAUGCACCUACACCUUUCUGCUGCCAGAACCACAGGACUGCGGAGGCCCUUCGAGCACCUACACCAACAAAGUGCAACGAGAUGACCUGGUUGACUAUGACAGCUCAAUCCAAAGACUGGAACAACUAGAAACCAUCAUGGAGAACAACACGCAAUGGCUGCAGAAGCUGGAGAACUACAUCCAGGAGAACCUCAAACAAGACAUGGCCCAAAUUCAAAAUAAUGCGGUGCAAAACCACACAGUGACCAUGAUCAAGAUUGGGACCAGCCUCCUGAGUCAGACAGCAGAGCAAACCCGAAAAAUCACUACUGUUGAGGCUCAGGUUAUUAACCAAACAACUCGACUUGAACGUCAGCUUCUUGAGAACUCCAUUUCAACCAGCAAACUGGAAAAAGACAUUCUACAGCAGAUAAAUGAAAUCAACAAACUGAAUGAAAAAAACAGUGUCCUGGAGAAGCGAGUGGAGAACAUUGAAGGAAAGAGAAAUACUGAGCUAGAAAACCUCAAAGAGGAGAAGGAACAGCUCAAAAAGCUGGUGGAAAAGCAGACUAACAUAAUGAAAGAGAUGGAGCAACAACUGCUCCGAACCUCCUCCGAUAACUCUUCAAUGAAGCAGCAGCAGCAAGAACUGACAAAUACAGUCAACAACCUAAUCCACACAAUCUCUGUGGGUAGCAAUUCAAUGAUGCAGGACAACCCAGAUCAGUACAAUGACUGUGCUGCAGUCUUCAGUGUAGGGAACAAGGAAAGUGGGGUCUACUCAUUGACCAUACCUGAUACAAAACAGCAGUUCAAGGCCUACUGUGACAUGGAGACAGAUGGAGGUGGAUGGACAGUAAUACAGAAGCGCUUUAAUGGCCUUGUUGAUUUUCAUCAAACAUGGAAAAAUUACACAUUGGGGUUUGGAGAUAUCUCAGGUGAACACUGGUUGGGGAAUGAAAUCAUCUCUAAAUUGACACAAGAAAAACAAUAUGUGCUCAGGAUAGAUCUGAUGGACUGGGAGGGGAAUACGGCCUUUUCAAAAUAUGAGCAGUUCUCACUAGAUGGAGAGAAGCAGAAUUACAGGAUACACCUCAACGGCUACAGUGGAACAGCAGGGAGAACCAGUAGCAUGGGACAGCCAGGAAGUGAUUUCAGCACAAAAGACAUAGACAACGACAAAUGUGUUUGCAAAUGCUCACAAAUGCUUUCAGGAGGUUGGUGGUUUGAUGCCUGUGGACCAUCUAAUCUCAAUGGCGUAUACUACCAGCAGGGGCAGAACACCAAUCGGUUCAAUGGUAUCAAAUGGUACUACUGGAAAGGUUCGGCAUAUUCACUAAAGGCCACCACUAUGAUGAUAAGACCAUCGAACUUCUGAGCCUCUACUUCUAACGCACAAUAAUUACUGAUGUCACUGCUUUUCUUAUCCUGUAAGGAAAAUUUUGGUGGCUUGACCUUCAUGCACCUCUGAUAAAUGAUUAUUAUUAAGAAGAUCAAGCACAUGAAAAAAGCAAAGAAGGCUUUGUUUCUGUUAAAUAGCUAAUCAACUGAACACAAAAACAUGACUUACAACAUAUUAAAAUGGAGCUUCAUCAAUGGACAAGUUUUGUUGAAAUGGAAGUAUGAAUACUUGUUGUUAAAUGAAGACAAUAAUUGAAGACUAACAGCUGUAAAGGGGACACAGCUGUAAACGGAAUUACCUUGAUGCUUCACAGAAUUUCUAAAAUCUAUAUAUAGAUAAGUAGAAUUAACUAUUAUUUUCUUAUUGUGUUUAUUUUAUUUGUAAUUAAUAUAUUGUAAAUACCAAAUUAUUUACAGAAAUUGAUAUAUUUUCAAUGUAACCAUGGUACAAGAGUGAUUUAAAUGCAUAAUGCUGAGGACAUUCUUUACAUUUGUCUUACAAAUUGUUACUCUACAAAGCUGUUGUUUACACAUGGUUUAGUGCUUUUGACCUUCUUGUAGAUUUCUUAACUGUGGGCAUUUGUUGACAGAUGACCAGACUCCACAGCAUUCCUUAAAGGUUUAUUUUACCCAAAUGGAAAACCUUCAUGUUGUUCCAAAUUAAAAUUGUCA
Molecule: messenger RNA, 2215 nt
Organism: Sinocyclocheilus anshuiensis
Lineage: Eukaryota; Metazoa; Chordata; Actinopteri; Cypriniformes; Cyprinidae
Gene: angpt2a
Product: angiopoietin 2a
Exons: 9
Coding region: 51-1520 (489 amino acids)
Biological process (GO): blood coagulation
Source: RefSeq, a predicted model, not a curated record